Spinacia oleracea (spinach) is the source of this 1128-nucleotide messenger RNA. RefSeq lists its product as uncharacterized. Bases 1 to 1128 code for a protein of 375 amino acids. Lineage: Eukaryota; Viridiplantae; Streptophyta; Magnoliopsida; Caryophyllales; Amaranthaceae. The transcript has 2 exons. The record is from RefSeq and is a predicted model, not a curated record.
AUGGUGAGAGAGAUAAUUCGUAAUCGGGGAAGGAAGAGAUCAGGGAAAGUCGGAACGACGAUUAAGUGCCUCACUGAAAUAGCUCAAAACUUGACUCAAGUUAUGACAACUCAGGAAGACCCUGCAAAUCUAGAAAACUGGCUUAGAGAAUUUGACAAACUUUUUGAUGCUAUCAAUUGCCCUGAGCAUCUAAAAAUCAAUAAUGCUGCGUACUAUCUAAGGGAAGAAGCUGACCUAUGGUGGUCACAACGAAAGAAAGCCUUAAUGACCAAACCUGAUUUUGAUUGGGAAACCAUGAAAGAAGCCUUAAGAGCCAAGUUUUACCCUCCCUAUCUAAAGAAGCAGAAAUGCCUAGAGUUUACAAACCUUAGAAUGGGAACCAUGACUGUGAAUGAGUAUAACACCAAGUUUAUAGAGCUAAUGAGGUUUGCACCUGAAAUAGUCCCAACUGAAGCUAUAAAAGCUCAAAGGUUUGAGCAAGGGUUAACUUUGACUUUGCAAGGGAAGCUUGGGGGAGUUAACUUUGAAUCCUUAGAUGAUGUUUAUGGUCGUGCAGCUCACCUAUAUGGGAUUAAAGGAAGAGAGCUUGAUGGAAAUUCUGGUGAAAAGAGGAAGGGAAAUGGAAACUUCCAAGGGAAUGAGAAAAAACCUAAGCUGGAUGGGGAUUUUAACCAUGGAAAGAGGGAAGGGAAUUUUAACCAAAAUAGGGAAGAGAAUCGCAAUAUCACCCAAAAAUGGAAGGGAAAUUAUGAAAAUGGAAGUAACGGGAACGAGGAUAAGCCUAAAAGGAACUACUUUUGUAAAAAGUGUGAGAAUAACCAUCCAGGAAAAGAUUGUGAGGGAAACCUAGUUACUUGUUAUUUCUGUAAGAAGCAAGGGCAUCGUGAGUUUGAAUGCUACAAGAAAGCAUUUGGGGAAUCAACAUAUAACCUAGGCCAGAAUGGGAAAAACUCACACUCAAGUCAACAAGGAUUAAGCCAGCAGGAUGGAAUCAACAUCGUACCUAGAGGUGGGAAUAACGCCACCCAAUUGAAGGGAAAAUUGUUCGUUAUGAAUCAUCGUGAAGCUGAAAACGCGUAUGAAGUAGAAGCUGGUACUUUUUCUAUUUAUGAUCUACUUGCUAGCUAA